Molecule: messenger RNA, 2241 nt
Organism: Ilex paraguariensis (yerba mate)
Lineage: Eukaryota; Viridiplantae; Streptophyta; Magnoliopsida; Aquifoliales; Aquifoliaceae
Source: the annotation of a GenBank genome assembly
UUUUUUGAUCCCCUAGCUAGUCUUACCCAUUAUAUAUACUCGCUCUUUCUCUCACUCAACCAUCACAAACCCAAGUCACUCCACAGCCAUGAAGAGCUCACCUCCUGCUCUACUACCCUUCCUCCUCUCACUAGCCCUUCUUUCUCUCUCCUCAACCCAAGGGCUCGAACCCAAGUGUAACACACAUGACCAAGGCUCAACCCUUGAAGUCCUCCAUGUGUACAGUCCAUGCUCCCCAUUCAGGCCAGCAACACCACUCUCAUGGGAGGAGAGUGUGCUCCAAAUGCAGUCCAAGGACCAGGCCAGGGUCCAGUACCUGGCCAGCCUCGUCGCCGGAAAGUCGAUCGUGCCAAUCGCUUCCGGGAGGCAGAUUAUACAGAGCCCUACUUAUGUAGUGAGGGCUAAGAUUGGGACACCAGCUCAAAUUAUGCUCAUGGCUGUGGAUACUAGCAAUGAUGCUGCUUGGGUGCCUUGCAGUGGGUGUGUGGGGUGCUCUUCUACCACUUUUGAUCCGGUUAAGUCUUCCACAUUCAAGACCCUUGGUUGUGAUGCUGUCCAGUGCAAGCAGAGCCCUACUUAUGUAGUGAGGGCUAAGAUUGGGACACCAGCUCAAAUUAUGCUCAUGGCUGUGGAUACUAGCAAUGAUGCUGCUUGGGUGCCUUGCAGGGGGUGUGUGGGGUGCUCUUCUACCACUUUUGAUCCGGUUAAGUCUUCCACAUUCAAGACCCUUGGUUGUGAUGCUGUCCAGUGCAAGCAGGUACCAAACCCCACUUGCGGAGGAAGCGCGUGCAGGUUCAACAUGACCUAUGGUGGCUCCACCAUAGCCGCAAACCUCUCACAAGACACCAUAACCCUAGCCACUGACGCCGUCCCCGGCUACACCUUCGGCUGCAUUCAAACAGCCACUGGAAGCUCGGUGCCGCCGCAGGGUCUUUUGGGUCUGGGCCGGGGUGCAUUGUCACUGUUAUCUCAAACCCAAAGUCUCUACCAAUCCACAUUUUCGUACUGCUUGCCUAGCUUCAAGUCUCUUAAUUUCUCAGGAUCACUUCGACUAGGCCCAGUUGGCCAGCCUAAGAGAAUCAAGUAUACACCAUUGCUGAGGAACCCCAGAAGGGCAUCAUUUUACUAUGUGAACUUGAUCGGAAUUAAAGUCGGACGGCGAAUCGUUGACAUCCCGGCAAGCGCCUUAUCAUUUGAUCCCAAUACCGGUGCCGGGACCAUUAUCGAUUCCGGAACUGUCUUCACCCGCCUAGUCCAAGCAGCCUACAUUCCGGUGAGAGAUGAGUUCCGGCGACGGAUGGGAAACGCUACCGUCUCCUCCCUCGGCGGGUUCGACACGUGCUACACGGUCCCGGUCACCGUGCCGUCAAUAAUGUUCAUGUUCUCCGGCAUGAACGUCACGCUCCCACAGGACAACUUUUUGAUACAUAGCACUGCAGGCAGCACCACAUGCUUGGCCAUGGCAGCAGCUCCAGUUAACGUCAACUCUGUGCUCAAUGUGAUAGCCAACCUGCAGCAACAGAACCAUAGGAUCCUUUUUGAUGUGCCCAAUUCGAGGCUGGGUGUGGCUCGUGAGCCCUGUACCUGAUUAGUUCUGUUGGGUAAGAUACGAAAUUGAGUUUGGUACCGUAUUGAAAUUUACAUCAAAAUAAGGAUAAGUUACGGCUCAAAACAAUUCAGGUUCAUCUUAAACGGUUAGAAUUAGUCUCAAACAAUUUUAUUUGGUCGUAAUCAAAUUUAUUUGAGUCAUAAAUUUACCCUUAUUUUAUUGUAAUUUCGGUACAAAACCAAAACGUGACUAUUUGGUGUUGUAGUCUUACUUGGUUUUGUUGUAGUGAGUUGAUAUGAUGAUGCAAUUGUGGGGGUUUGGUGUUUCAGUUGGAUUUUUGUGGUGUUUUUUUUUUGAUACGUAAAGUAUCUUUGCUUGUAAGGUAUCUUUUUUUUUUGGUAUUGCUUGUGGGAUGGCCUUGGUUUUAUGUAGGAUUUGUCACUAUUACUAAAAUUCGAUGAAGUCAUUUCUUUGUAGUUUUGUAAUGAGAGCAUGUGACGGGGUCAUCUUUUGAAUCUCUAUCUCUCUCUCAAAAGUUGAUUCCUUUAAUAGGUCGUACAAUUGUCACGGGUUGUUUGUUUACAUUUCUCUCUCCAAAAUCUUGUUGUUGGUGAAAGGACAGGCAAAAUUGUCAAGUACUUCCAAUGGCUUAACUCAAUUGUAUAGACUGUCUUCCUAUAUUUCAAGAAUUU